This is a messenger RNA of Brassica oleracea var. oleracea, 1295 nucleotides long. RefSeq names its product L-lactate dehydrogenase B-like. Gene Ontology annotation, biological process: carboxylic acid metabolic process. The record is from RefSeq and is a predicted model, not a curated record. NCBI's taxonomy places the organism in Eukaryota, Viridiplantae, Streptophyta, Magnoliopsida, Brassicales, Brassicaceae. Gene Ontology annotation, cellular component: cytoplasm. Bases 82 to 1134 code for a protein of 350 amino acids. Gene Ontology annotation, molecular function: L-lactate dehydrogenase (NAD+) activity. The transcript is spliced from 2 exons.
CUUCAUUCUCCUCUAUAAGUACACUUCUCACUCACACGGAGAAGAAGAAUAAACAAAACCAUCAAACCAACUGAUUGUGUAAUGGCGAACAACGGAUCCGGUUCAUCCUUAGGCCCGGGCGGGCUAGAUCUAACCAAUACCUUUUUCAAACCGAUCCUUAACUCCGACCCUCCUAUCCCCUCCAACCGCUGUACCAAGGUCUCCGUCAUCGGCGUCGGGAACGUCGGCAUGGCCAUCGCUCAGACCAUCCUCACUCAAGACAUCGCCGACGAGAUCGCCCUCGUUGACUCCAAGCCCGAAAAGCUCCGAGGCGAGAUGCUCGAUCUCCAGCACGCCGCCGCUUUCCUCCCCCGCACCAGAAUCACCGCCUCCGUUGACUACGCUGUCACCGCCGGAUCCGAUCUCUGCAUCGUCACCGCCGGCGCUAGGCAGAACCCGGGAGAGUCUAGGCUCAAUCUGCUCCAGAGGAACGUCGCUCUCUUCCGCCACAUCAUCCCUCCGCUCGCUAAGUCGUCUCCCGAUGCGAUCUUGCUCAUCGUCUCUAACCCUGUCGAUGUCUUGACCUACGUCGCUUGGAAGCUCUCUGGUUUUCCGGUGAAUCGGGUUCUUGGAUCGGGUACUAAUCUCGACUCGUCUCGGUUCCGGUUCUUGAUCGCAGAUCAUAUCGACGUCAAUGCUCAGGAUGUGCAGGCAUUCAUCGUGGGAGAGCAUGGAGACAGCUCGGUGGCGUUAUGGUCGAGCAUAAGCGUGGGAGGCAUCCCUGUCUUAAGCUUCCUGGAGAAGCAACAGAUCGCGUACGAGAAACAAACCCUUGAGGACAUUCACCAGACUGUCGUUGGAAGUGCCUAUGAAGUCAUUAGUCUCAAGGGUUAUACUUCUUGGGCCAUUGGCUACUCUGUUGCCAACCUGGCUUACACCAUCCUCCGUGACCAGCGUAAGAUCCACCCGGUCACGGUUCUUGCUCGUGGCUUCUAUGGUAUUGAAGGUGGUGAUGUGUUUCUCAGUCUACCGGCUCUGCUUGGACGUAACGGUGUGGUGGCUGUGACUAAUGUGCAUAUGACUGAUGAGGAGUCCGAGAAGCUGCAGAAAUCUGCCAAGACUAUAUUGGAGAUGCAGAGCCAGUUAGGACUUUGAAUUUAUCUCUCUUCUAUCUGCUUCAGUUUUUUUUUUUUUUAACUUUUUGUUUGGUUAUGAAUUAUCAUAAUCAAUCUUCCCAUGGAUGUUAGUGUCGAUCUUGAUAUCUAUCACUAUAUGUUAUACAAAUGCUUGUUCAUGAAGAAUCCAGUGUUGUGGUU